Molecule: messenger RNA, 513 nt
Organism: Plasmodium gallinaceum
Lineage: Eukaryota; Apicomplexa; Aconoidasida; Haemosporida; Plasmodiidae
Product: cytochrome c oxidase subunit 2, putative
Exons: 1
Coding region: 1-513 (170 amino acids)
Biological process (GO): ATP synthesis coupled electron transport
Cellular component (GO): membrane
Molecular function (GO): copper ion binding; cytochrome-c oxidase activity
Source: RefSeq, a predicted model, not a curated record
AUGAUUAGAAGUAUAUUAGGAUUUAAUAAGCUAGUGACAUUUAAUGAAAAUAAACUUUUAUUAAAAAGUUUGAAUGAAAAGGAGAAUUUAAAAAUUGAAAAUGUUAGAGCAGAAGAUUAUCCUAUACCAGAAAAAUAUUUAGAAGAUCCAGAGAAAAUUCCGAAAUAUUAUGUUUUUCAAUCUAACAUGGUUACAGAUGAAGAUUUACAGCCUGGCAUGUUAAGGCAAUUAGAGGUUGAUAAAAGAUUAACCUUACCAACAAGGACACACAUAUCUUUUUUAGUAACAGCUACUGAUGUUAUACAUUCCUGGUCUAUACCAAGCUUAGGCAUAAAAGCUGAUGCAGUACCUGGUCGUUUACAUAAAGUAACCACUUUUAUUUUAAGAGAAGGUGUUUAUUAUGGACAAUGUUCAGAAAUGUGCGGAACUUUACAUGGAUUUAUGCCAAUUGUUGUUGAAGCAGUAUCACCAGAAGCAUAUGCAGCUCAUGCGAAAAAAUAUUAUAGAGAAUAA